Messenger RNA from Mytilus trossulus (common blue mussel), 1833 nucleotides. Its product is annotated as pyrokinin-1 receptor-like. Gene Ontology annotation, biological process: neuropeptide signaling pathway. Gene Ontology annotation, molecular function: neuromedin U receptor activity. Gene Ontology annotation, cellular component: plasma membrane. The transcript has 5 exons. The coding region runs from base 277 to 1638 and encodes 453 amino acids. The record is from RefSeq and is a predicted model, not a curated record. Lineage: Eukaryota; Metazoa; Mollusca; Bivalvia; Mytilida; Mytilidae.
UGAUACGAGCCGCUUAAGUGGUUUAAGAUUGAACAAGAUAUUGAACAUUCAUUUAACUGUUCUGUAUAACAGUAAAAGUUGUCAUUUUGUAACAGCACAAUAUAAUUAAAUAACGCUGAAUAUUAAAGAUAAUUACCACUCAAUAAAGGUGAUCUGGUUAAACAGUCGAUAAAACAACGUGGAGUUUUAUUUUAAAUUCAGCAAGCGUCGAAGGAUGAUGUUUGGAUCGUUUAAUAAUCGUUGAUGUGGACAGUGAAGUUUUGAAAUGCUACAAUAAUGGAAGUUUUAAAAAAUAUAAGCACAUACAAUAAUGAAACUGAUAGUAUGGGCAAUGAGGAUUUAAUAUUAUCCCAUCUAGGACCACGUCGCCAUGAUUUACCGGUUGUAGUAGUUUUGUUAAUUAUCUAUUGUUUGAUAUUUAUUUCUGGAACUGUCGGAAAUAUUUGCACGUGCGUUGUGAUCGUGAAAAAUAAUUACAUGCAGACGACAACAAAUUACUACCUCUUUAGCCUGGCUAUUUCCGAUAUGCUGACUUUGUUAUUUGGAUUGCCACCAGAAGCCUAUGCUGUUCUGGAAUCAUAUCCAUGGAGAUUUGGCGAAGCUUUUUGUUUGUUCAAAAGUUGUCUUUUUGAAAUGACUGCAUAUGUUUCUGUGUUGACAAUAACGGCGUUUUCUGUAGAAAGAUAUAUUGCUAUAUGUUAUCCACUGAAAGCUCAUAAAUUUGCUGACCUAAAAAGAUCUAUAAAAAUUAUCAUAGCGAUAUGGAUAGUAUCAUUCUUCUUUGCAUUACCGUAUCCAAUACAUACUAGAACAUUCUAUGUAUUAAAUGACGAUCACGGAGUUGCAAUUUCGGAAACAUUGCAGUGCAACAUUCCAACGAUAUGGCGUGACCGGAUGAGAAUAGUAUUUCAAAUAUCCACCAUUUUGUUUUUCGUUUUUCCUAUGUCUGUGAUAACAGUGCUGUAUGUUCUGAUAGCUCUGGCUUUACGAAAGACCGCCCUUAAACGUUCUUGUUCUGAAGAGUCAAGAGGAUAUUCAUCAUCUCAUUCCAUAAAAUCUGUCCUUCGGAUGUUAGUUGCCGUAGUUGUUGCUUUCUUUGUUUGCUGGGCUCCGUUCCAUGCUCAGAGAUUACUGACACUUUUCAUAACAGAUUGGAACAGUACAGUGAUGCAGACAAUGCAACGUUACCUCUUCUAUAUAUCAGGUGUGCUUUUCUUCGUAAGCUCAACAGUAAAUCCCAUUUUAUACAACGUGAUGUCUGUCAGAUAUAGACAAGCUUUCAGAGAGACUUUGUGUUGUUGCUUUAUAGAACAGCCAACCAGUCGUAGGAAUACUAUGGAGUAUACUUAUAUUAAAUCUCGGAAUAGGAGCAGAAGUAAUGAACUUCCGUCAUAUUUUAAAAACAGCGUCAUUCGGAAGUCAUAUGAAAUAGACGAUAGUCAAUUAGGAAUACAGUUACUUAAGAACCAGUCAAAUUUGCCGAUUCAAAAUGGCAGAGAAAAUGGUAGCAAUUGUCCUACAUGUAAAUAUGGGAGUAGUAAAGAAAUAAAUGGAACAAAUCAUGAUCAACACACUGUAAAACAAUUAUAUUUGACAGACAGUGCUAUGAAGUUCAGUCGAAUUGGAACCCAUGUUUAGUCAAAUAAAUACAGGGUCAGAUAAUACGUAUACCGGUGGUUUGAAGCAAAUGAACUGAUGAAAAUACAUUCAAAGGAUCUGACAUUCGUUCCCUGGUUAUAUAAUAUAAUACACUCACUGUGUCUCAUUUGAUCUAAAUAUAGUAAAAAAACUGAAGUUAAAUACCAAAAACGUGGUGAAAAUGUUCUAUGUUAA